AUGGCGAGGAGCGUAAGUGCUCGAAUGGCGGUGCUCAACACCCUCGAGUUCGCCCGUGCCCCCGUGGCGAUGGUACCAAUGGAAGCAAGAGUGUUCUCUGGCACCAGUCGCACCUCCUCACCGCUCAGCAUCGCAAUCGUGUCGAGCCCGUGUAGCAGCACCGACUCCUCGUCGGCGCACUGUAUCAAGCUGGCGAGGCUCCCAUCCUGA
Messenger RNA from Trypanosoma grayi, 210 nucleotides. RefSeq lists its product as hypothetical. Bases 1 to 210 code for a protein of 69 amino acids. The transcript has a single exon. Lineage: Eukaryota; Euglenozoa; Kinetoplastea; Trypanosomatida; Trypanosomatidae. The record is from RefSeq and is a predicted model, not a curated record.